Messenger RNA from Toxorhynchites rutilus septentrionalis, 844 nucleotides. RefSeq names its product mitochondrial import inner membrane translocase subunit Tim21. NCBI's taxonomy places the organism in Eukaryota, Metazoa, Arthropoda, Insecta, Diptera, Culicidae. The coding region runs from base 133 to 798 and encodes 221 amino acids. Gene Ontology annotation, biological process: protein import into mitochondrial matrix. The transcript is spliced from 3 exons. Gene Ontology annotation, cellular component: TIM23 mitochondrial import inner membrane translocase complex. The record is from RefSeq and is a predicted model, not a curated record.
AAUUUCGUCUGCAUUAGUUCUUGCAGCAGAAACAACAAAUCAUAUCAAUACUUUAGGUAGGCCCGUCUAUAACAUCAAUCAACAACAAUUAUGCGUUAAUAAUUCUAUGUGGGGACAUAUAAAAGUAAAAGCAUGUCCUUUCUAGCACUUCGCCCAUUGUUGCUAAGAAGUCGCUUCAUAACAUUUUCGCUCACACGAGCUACCUCAGUUGUCGGGCAAACCCGUGGCCAUGCGGACGACAAACGAUCGCCUGGGACAGCUUCACUUUCGGCGUCCUCUCAUCGGACCGACUUAUCGACUGAUGUCCGGCCACUCGGAGAACGAGUGAAGGAGAACACCAAAACUGCCAGCUAUAUGGGAGUCAUUGUGUUGGGGGUUGGUGUGACCGGGGCUCUAUUUUACGUCAUCUUCCGUGAGCUGUUUUCCUCCAACAGUCCAAAUAAUAUCUACACGGAAGCGUUAGAGCGAGUGAAGAGUGAAGCUAGGGUCAAGGAUGCUUUGGGAGCACCGAUAAAAGGUUUUGGCGAGGAAAGUAGGCGGGGUCGAAGGACACAUGUUGCCCAUACCUCGUACAUAAAGGAUGGAGUACAAUACUUGCGAAUGCAGUUCUAUGUGCAGGGCAUAAGGAAUAAAGCGACGGUGCAUUUGGAGAAGAAAAUGAAUGAGUCCGGUGAUUAUGAUUAUCGAUAUCUGUUCGUUCAGUUGGAUUAUUAUCCUCACACCACUAUUGUUCUCGAGGAUAAUCGACUCCAGCAGGAUAGUUUAAGGAAGAGCAACAGCUUGCAACCGAUUUUAUGAGCUUAAUUUUUGUUAAUAUAUUUUGUAAAUAUAGUUUUUUCACAUA